AUGACUCUGGCCAAUAACACAUCCACAGACAAAGAUAGGAUAUUAUCACCGUCACCGACUCCACCACCAGUCGUGAGUAGGUGCACCAUUGUGUGCACAGAGGAGGAGGAGGAGGCAUUGCAUGAAUAUAUCGACCUGGACAAUAAUGAGCCCGCAAAUGGUGAUGAGGUUGAUGAUGCUGAUGAUGAUCCUGAAGAUGAGCUGAGUGAGUCCAGCAACCCAUACAUCAAUAUCAGAUUAAUUGAUUAUACAGAGCAGCUAAUGAAAGAAUGGAACUCACCUGUUUAUGCAUUUUUCGAUCCCACAUCACACAUUGUUGAGAUCGGUGACUGCGGUGCGCAUGAGUUCAAGUGCCAAGCAAGGGGUUGCAAGGUCAAAGUACGACAGUUCCUCAAAAAGGGCGAUGCACGAUCCACAGGUAACAUGUGGAAGCAUGUGCGCUUGUGCUGGGGAGACAAAGUCUUGAAAGCUGCAGAUAGUGCGAAGGAUGUGAACAAAGUGUGCCACAAGAUUGUAGGAAGUAUUCUGCGAAAUGGAUCCAUUAUUGCAUCCUUUGAACAGAAAGGCAAAGGAAAAAUAAUGUACUUGCACCGUCAACACACUCGCGCUGAAACCAGGUAUGGCCCUAGUAUGUCACUGAUAAAAACAGGGAGACCUGAAUACUACAUACCUUCCCCAUCCACAGUUUCUUGCAAUGUGCGACUGGUCUUUGCAUGGACUCGAAAACGAGUGGCUAGCAUGUUGCGUGAAUACAAAGGCAAGAUUAAUUUCACUAUGGAUGGUUGGACAUUGCCCAACCAUCGCACACUGGUCGCGCUUUUGGUGCACUUCAAGUAUAAAGGGGAGCCACUGAGUAUUCUGUUAGAUGUGAUUGAAGUUGCAAAGUCCCACACUGGCGAAGAGCUUGCAGACACAUUUGCAAAGAUGCUAGACGAAUUUGACAUAUCAGAAAAGGUAAUUUUUAAACCAAAAAAAAACAUACCUGCAGCUAAAUGUGUCAUGCACAGAUCCUGA
This is a messenger RNA of Suillus fuscotomentosus, 1014 nucleotides long. RefSeq lists its product as uncharacterized. The record is from RefSeq and is a predicted model, not a curated record. Bases 1 to 1014 code for a protein of 337 amino acids. Lineage: Eukaryota; Fungi; Basidiomycota; Agaricomycetes; Boletales; Suillaceae. The transcript is spliced from 4 exons.